This is a messenger RNA of Mycena citricolor, 3306 nucleotides long. The record is from the annotation of a GenBank genome assembly. NCBI's taxonomy places the organism in Eukaryota, Fungi, Basidiomycota, Agaricomycetes, Agaricales, Mycenaceae.
AUGCAUUUUUCAUCGGAACUAUAUAGAGACAUCAAACCGGCACGUGCAACGUCCAGCUCAGCCUUGUCUUCACACCCACUGCGACGCACACGAGUGACCACUCCACUGCUUCAAGUUGCAAGGCAUCCUCUAAGGUCCAUGGAAUCAGAGUCAACUCCUUUGCUAUCAUCUGCGGAAUCCUCCUUAGAUGCACGUGGUGUCAGGUACCUUCUUAUCCAGCACUUCUCAAGUGCCUGGGGAGAUAGAACGGCUGAAUUCGCUCUCUAUCUAUACUUGAUAAUUUCCUUCCAAGAUACCCUACUUCCGUCCUCCAUAUUCGGGUUUGCUAUGACGUUGACGGGAAUCUUAUUUUCGGGAUGGGCGGGGUCUGUCGUUGACCUGAAUCCUAAACUUCCUGUCGUCUGGUGGUCCAUUCUCGCUCAAAAGCUCUCAUGUCUCGGUGCCUACGGUUGUGUGGCUAUGAUGCGCGUCUCCGAUUCUCGUGAAUCCGCGGGCUUCUGGACAGUCUUUGUCACCAUGGUGCUUUUCGGUUGCACCCUGCGCUUCUCGAACACCUGCAUUACGAUUGCUGUUGAACGCGACUGGACUGCGUGCAUCUCGAAUGAAUCUUCGGUCCAACUUGGCCAGCUCAACACGUACCUCAGACAAAUCAACCUUCUCUCCAAACUCCUUGCACCGCUAUUCGUGUCUUUCCUCACUGUGAACUACGACCGUGACGGGGACGGAACCAAUGUCCAUAGCCUUGUCUCUGUCCUUGCACUGAUAGCUCUCACUGUCGUGACUGCUGUUUUUGAGCUGCACUGGAUCCGCAUCGUAUACGAUUCAUUCCCGUCACUGGAGGCUGAGCAACAAAGAAAAAAUGCUGCUUCCGUAAUUGGGAUGCCAUCGCCAUCAUCCUCGCAUGGAUCCCAGUCAUCGACGAUGACACACUCUGCGGCAUGGCAGGAAUUCGUCAGACUUCCUGUAUUUAUUUCCUCGGUCUCUAUCUCUCUGAUAUACCUCACCGUUUUGUCCUUCGAGGGUACCAUGCUCGGAUACCUCAAAACACUUGACUUCCGCGACGACUUUCUGGCCGAAAUGCGUGGUCUCUGUGUUAUCACCGGACUCUUGGGGACAUUCAUCACAGUUCCUUUGGAGCAGAAACUCGGAUCUGCUCGCGCAGGGAGCUGGAGUAUCUGGUCGAUGGUCGUGUGUCUCCUCCCUGUAAUGGCGUCCUUCUAUGUAUUCGGUCCUCGGACGGCUGUCGGUGCCUCCUUGCUCUUCGGAGGCAUGGCCUUGUCGCGAAUCGGGUUAUGGUCCUUCGAUCUGAUUCAGACCAAGCAGCUUCAAGAAGCGCUCAACUCCAAUGCGCGGCGCAAUACAUUGACCGCAAUGCAAUUCACCAUGCAGAACGUUGCAGAUCUACUCAAAUAUAUCUUGACGAUGAUACUAUGGAGACCGUCUCAGUUCCAGUGGGCUGGUCUCGUCUCCUUCCUGAGUGUUUCGUCUGGGGCGAUCGUUUAUCUCGCUUAUUUGAGGAAGGAGCGCGGUCACAUCUUCCACUCACCUCACGAAUGGAUUCGCAAAAUUUUAUGAUGUGCCUGUGAUGCUUCCCGGGACUACUGCGUUACUCGCUUACUGUAUGCCCUGUUCCUGACGCGCUUCAAAUCGGUCCAGUGAUAGCACAUGAUGAUGAGAAUGGGAUGAGAGGGUAUCAUACAGUGUGGUGGUAGGAUAGUUACAGUAUGAGAUGGAAUAAAUAUGCACGGGAAUAAUUGAUGUUGUCACACGUUCUUCUCCGCAUCUUUCCCGCCAAUGCCGUCCUCUGGCACCGCUGCAAGAGUAAUCUGGGAUGUACCUGCGUGACUUGCAACAGCAGUCGACCGGGUCGCAAUCUCAGGCAUACUGAGCACAGACCGGAGACGCAAUCGUGUGCGCUGAACAUGCAGCACGGGGUCCUCCUGGUCAAUCUGAUUUUCAGAUGGAAGGGCAUCUCCGAACAUGCCGCCGAUGACCUCGAGAGGGCUGCCACAUGUCUCGACAUAAAUCCACCAGACGACGAAUCCAGAGAAUACACAAGCACCAGCAAGCACAAAGUAAUAUAUGCCUCCGAAUUUGAUGAGGAGUGGCGGUGUAGCAAUGCCCACAACACCUUCAAAAACCCAGUCCGAAGCAGUAGCGAUCGCCAUGCCCUUAGUCCGCAUCCGGAGAGGAAAGAGCUCAGCGCUAAUUAGCCAAGGCACAGGACCCCAUCUGUUUCUCGUUUAAUGUCACUCGUGAGAAAGAGAGGGAAGACGCACGUUGCACCAAAGAAGAAUAGAUAUAAGCUCACCCCAAAAACAACACCUCGAGCACCGCUCAGAUCAUGAAGUGCGGGCCAUCGCCUUAUGUAGAGUUGCAGGCAUCCUAGAAUGACCAGAGAGCAAGCGAGUGCCAUGCUACCAACGAUGAGAAAACGUCGCCGGCCAACUUUAUCAACAAAAAGAAUGGCAGGAAGCGGCCCAAGACUGUAGAACAGCGAACAGACCCCAGCAUAGAACAAGGAUCGCCGGAUAGGGUAUCCCGCGUGGGCCAGAUGCUCAGGAAGAAAAUGGAGUAUCGCGUUGAUCCCGUUGCUUUGGGCGAACAUCCUUGAGGUGAUAGUUAUUCGUGUGCGCCUAGGAUAGUUCUUGAAGUCCCGCCAAGCACCAAGGCGGCUGCCGCGGGCCGCGUCGUCCAGUUUCAAUGUGGCAACAAUAGCAUGGUAGGUACGAUUGACGCCUUCGUCAGUGACGUCGCCCCCAGCGUGCAGGUCGGCAAGGGUCCACAGGCCUUCUGUGAGGAAUCCUUUUUGAAGAAGCCACCGAGGAGAUUCAGGGAGAAAGAAGGACCCUACAAGAAGCACGAGUGAGACGACGGCUUGCACUGCGAACGGUCCCCGCCAGGCAUGGUCGGCCUUGGAGUCAACGAAGAACGCAUACGCGACCCAGGAUGCAGCCGCAUACCCGGCAUUCAUACAUAGUGCUUCGAGGCCAGUGAGCAUGCCGCGAGACCCAGCUGGGGAUAUUUCGACUUGAUAAACAGCCGACGUCGUGCUAAUCAUCCCCGCAGCAAGACCCUGGAUGGCUCUCCCCGCAACGAGUGUCCUGAAGUCGGGGGCUAUCAUUUGCACACACGCUGCUCCGAGUUCAGUACAGUACGUGCCGAGGCAUUUGACAGUCGCGGUGGCCCUGUACACGCACAUGAGAUGAGAUACAAGACCGCUCCGAUCUGCAUGGCCUGGCGCCGUCCUAGAAAGUCGGAUGCGUAGGGUGAAAGUAGAGAGGACACGACCGCGGCGGAACAAAG